Pelagomonas calceolata is the source of this 288-nucleotide messenger RNA. Lineage: Eukaryota; Pelagophyceae; Pelagomonadales; Pelagomonadaceae. The record is from the annotation of a GenBank genome assembly.
AUGUCUAGCAACAUAUACAACCAUAACUCGAGCGUGAGGGACAUAGGAAAGCUAUUCCCGGAAGAAAAGCGGCUCGGCACGAAAGCGAGCGACUUGGUAAGCGGAAUAGCACUGACUGCAUGCCUCGACAUUGAUGAAGCGUUCGAUGUACUCGGCACACCACCAGAGCAAAGGGUUGCCAUACUUGCAUCUACUGUGUUUUGUGCGGACACGCCCCAUGGCGUGGUGGUUAAGCAAGCGAUUAGCGGAGCAAUUAGAGAGUACAAAAAGACCGUACCACUGCCAUAG